AUGGGAGGGGUUAACUACGUGAGCCGGAGGCGGGCGGCGCUGCAGCCUGAGGAGCCUGACGAGGAGUCUUGGGAGGAGCUGGUGCCGCCGCCGCCGUCGUGCCCGCUGGCUGGCACCGCCGCUGGGAGCUGGGGCGGGCGGGAAGCGCCCGGAGCCAUGUUGGGGAAAGGGGCUGGCGGCAGCGGGGCCAAGCCCGCCAAGCCUUCCUUCGUGUCCUACGUCAGCCCGGAGGAAAUACACAUAAAGGAACCCAUAGAAAAGGAAUUAAGUCUUCACCUGUUACCAGGUGAAUUGCUGCUCUGUGAGGCAAACACAGUAUUAAAGUGUGUACAAGAAGAUGGGUCAAAUCGUGGAGCCUACGGGAAACUCAUUUGCACAAACUUCAAGAUUGCUUUUCUUGGUGAUGAAUCUGCUUCGGAUGAUAAUGAGCCAGAAUUUAAGAAUAUGAUCAUAGGAGAAAACGACAUAACUCUGCAUUGUAUAGACCACAUUUAUGGAGUUUACGAUGAGAAAAAGAAAUCUCUAUCUGGACAACUGAAAAAAUACCCAGAGAAAUUAAUCAUCUACUGUAAAGAUCUUAGAGUAUUUCACUUCUGUCUGAGGUAUACAAAGGAAGAGGAGGUAAAAAGGAUCGUCUGUGGCAUAGUUCAUCAUAGCCAGACUCCUAAACUACUUAAACGCUUGUUUCUGUUCUCUUAUGCAACAGCUGCGCCAACCAAUACAGACAUACAAAACCAAACUGUGAUGUUUGAUGCUAUUAAGGAUUGGCGUGAGGAGUUGGAACGGACCAAAGGGAACAUGAAAUAUAAAGUAUUGAGUGCCAACGAAGCCUACAAAGUCUCUGAAAAAUUGCCAUUGUAUUUUGUUGUUCCCAUGUCCCUCUCUGAAGAGAGUAUCUUGCAGUACCAAGGAAGAGGCAUUCCUAUUUGGUGUUGGUCUUGUCAUAAUGGUGCUUCUCUUCUCAAAAUGUCUGCUUUUCCCAAAGAACAAGAGGACAACACUUCACAAAUGCACAAAAUUUUCUUGGAUGGAGUUUACAAGACAAUUAACAAACCUCCUUAUGAAGUCUUGAAAACGGAUGACCUUUCAAGCAGCCUUCCAUCUCUUCAAGACAUUCAAGCUGCAUACACUAGAUUUAAACAGCUGUUUCUGAUAGAUAACAGUACAGACUUCUGGGAUACUGAUGUAAAAUGGUUUUCAUUACUGGAGAGCACAAACUGGCUGGAAAUCGUUAGGCGAUGUCUGAAAAAAGCAAUAGAGGUGGUUGAAUAUCUGGAAGGACAGAACACAAACGUUCUCCUUGUAGAGGAGAAUGCCUCUGAUCUGUGCUGUGUGAUCUCCAGUCUAGUUCAAGUGAUGAUGGAUUCACACUACAGAACAAAGUUUGGCUUUCAGAGCCUUAUUCAGAAAGAGUGGGUAAUGGGAGGACAUUGUUUUUUGGAUCGCUGCAACCAUUUACGGCAAAACGACAAAGAGGAGGCUCCUGUUUUUCUGCUCUUCUUAGAUUGUGUUUGGCAGUUGGUACAACAGUAUCCUCCGGCAUUUGAGUUCACUGAGACUUACUUAACUGUCUUAUCAGACAGUCUCUAUAUACCUAUUUUUAGCACCUUCUUCUUCAAUUCACAGCAUCAAAAGGAAACUAACAUGUCUAGAGAAGGCCACAAUGCACAAAGCAGCCAUUUCAGGUUUCUCACAGUUUGGGAUUGGUCUGUGCAGUUUGAACCUAAAGCACAGGUUUUGCUCAACAACCCUCUUUAUGUGGAGAAGCCAAAACUGGACAAAAGUCAGCGGAAAACUACACGAUUCAAACAUCAACGACAGCUUUCUUUGCCACUGACGCAAACAAAAUCUUCUCCAAAAAGAGGAUUUUUCAGGGAGGAAACUGAUCACUUUAUUAAAAACAUUCUGGGCAAAAGAAUUAGCAAACUGAUAAAUUCUUCAGAUGAGCUUCAUAAUAACUUCACAGAAUUCUACGAUAGCUGGCACUGUAAACCUAUUGACUUUCAUGGACUUCUGCUGCCUCACAUUGAAGGGCCAGGAAUCAAAGUUUGGGCGCAGCGAUAUUUACGAUGGAUUCCUGAAGCACAGCUGCUUGGCGGUGGUACAGUUGCCACUGCAACUAAAAUCUUGGACAUGAUAGAGGAAGUUCAGAGCUUACAGAAGAAAAUGGAUGAAAAACAUAGUCUGACAGUCCCUCAAGGCAGGGAAGCUCUUCCAAUGCUGAGAAAUUCUGCCCGUUUGUCAUCCUUGUUUCCAUUUGCUUUGCUUCAGAGACAUUCUCUCAAGCCAGUUCUGCCCACCAGCACCUGGAAAGACUUGGAAGAUGAGGAUGACUUGGCCAAAAGAGAUGAUGAGUUUGUUGAUUUAAGUGAAGUGAUUUAA
Messenger RNA from Emys orbicularis (European pond turtle), 2382 nucleotides. It is a transcript of the gene MTMR12, whose product is annotated as myotubularin related protein 12. Bases 1 to 2382 code for a protein of 793 amino acids. The record is from RefSeq and is a predicted model, not a curated record. The transcript is spliced from 16 exons. Gene Ontology annotation, biological process: phosphatidylinositol dephosphorylation. Gene Ontology annotation, cellular component: cytoplasm; membrane. Gene Ontology annotation, molecular function: phosphatidylinositol-3-phosphate phosphatase activity. Lineage: Eukaryota; Metazoa; Chordata; Testudines; Emydidae.